Messenger RNA from Trypanosoma theileri, 1104 nucleotides. RefSeq lists its product as uncharacterized. NCBI's taxonomy places the organism in Eukaryota, Euglenozoa, Kinetoplastea, Trypanosomatida, Trypanosomatidae. The transcript has a single exon. The annotation marks the transcript as partial. The record is from RefSeq and is a predicted model, not a curated record.
CUUGCCGCACAACAUGGGCCUCACUCGACCUUUGCUGCUCAUCGAGAUCCUUGUGCUAAUCCUGGUGUGUCUUGUCCUGGUGGUGUUCCUGGUAUGGUUGGUCCUGUUCCUGGUGCUAAAGGUUUCCCAAAGACAAUUCCCCCUCAGUUACAUCCUCAGCAUAAACCUGGUCCUGCUGGUGCUGUCGGUUCUCAUGAUGCUUAUGGUAUGCCUCUUUCACCUCAACUUAAUGGUGGUAAUAUUUUGCCAGGAGUUGUUGUUGGUCAACGUGGUGUGCCUCCUGUGACUAAUAAGCAUGAGAAACAUCCUGACGAAUCCAAGGGUAUUACUAAAGGUGAUAAUGGUAAUGUUGUUACUGAGAAGAAAGAGGAUAAGAUGGCAAAAGUGGUGGAAGGAGAAUUGGGUGAAAGUUCACAAGGUCAUGCUCUUGGGAAUAAACGUCAACCAGAAACUGUUCUAUCUCCUGUUUCUCCUGUAAAAGGUGUUAGUAUCAGUCAGCCUAGUGAUGACAGGGCACAGAAAAAGGAAAUAGAUUCUUCUAACAGCAACCACAAAGGUGGUUCAGUUCUGAUUGGUUCUGAAGGACAACAAGAACAGAUAAAGGAAACCACACAAGAUCUUCAACAAGAAAACCACAAUACAAAACCAAAUGUCACAGGUACAACAAGUACAGAAUCCCAUGUUACUACUGACUCAAAACCACAUCCUACUACAGAUGCAUCACCUAGUGAAAUAACUCAAUCUGGUCUAUCUACUGAUGAUUCAAACACACUAAGUAACACGAGCACAGAGCCCAACAGUACCGCUGAUAAUGUGACAACGGCGGAGAAUGAAUCAACAAAUGGUGUCAAUACUCUGCGUGCAUCAGCAGAAGGGAACACCACAGCGAACACGACCUCUGUUACUCUCAAUACCACCAGUAACGAGGACUCAACCUCACCUACCACCAACACCAAUACAAUUCCUACAAUCCCUGGAUUCGGCAAUAACACCAUAAUACCAAAUUUGAGGGGUGAUGCAGACAGCAGCAGUAUCAGCAGUUCUGUGUGGGUGCGUGUGCCACUACUGAUUGUGGUUACACUGGCCUGUAUUCUUGUGUGCUGA